AUUUACUACAUUAGCAUGUGAGUUGAGUUUGGACACGCAUAACAAGACCGAAUAUGAAGGACUACUUUAUCGAAAAAAUGCAUGACUUUGCCUCUUGCAGCAUGCUACUUACAGGAUUUGCGGUAACGGCUUUCGUCUCCAUCAUUAUACGGGUCCUAUAUUUACUAUACUUACAUCCUUAUGCGAAGUAUCCCGGCCCAAAGAUUGCAGCAAUAAGCGACGCUUGGUGGGGUUACCAGUGGUUGUCGGGUCGAUAUCCAUGGGCGAUCGAGGCGUCCUUUAAGAAAUAUGGCGACGUUUUUCGUAUUGCACCUAACGAGAUUGCUAUAUUUCCCUUUGAAGCACACCAAGACAUGCUUCUCAGCGGCCGUAAUGGAUCGGCAACAUUUAUCAAGACAGAUAUACAUCCUACAUUCACACCAGGGGAGCUGGGCGUCUUUGCUGAAAGAGACAUCGAAAAGCAUCGAAGCAGCAAACAGGUAUUAUCUCGUGCAUUCAGUCUUGCUGCUCAUAAAAACCAAGAUACGGCGCUUCAUAGUAUUGUGGACGGCUUCAUUCACCAAAUUGAGGCGAAGAAACUCCCUGAAGACGACGUCAAUGUCACUGAGUGGUUCGGAUGGCUUGCUGCUGACCUCAUUGGUGAGAUGAGCAUUGGACAUAGCUUUGAGAAUGUAUCCUCAGGUCGUGCAAAUGUUUUCAUCAGGAACUUCUUUGUAACAGCUCCACUCACAAACCUUUUAACGGUCCUGACACGUUUCCCAUGUAUGGGUCCGCUCGUACGCUGGAAUAUUCCUCGAAAAACUCUAAAACCUCUUGUUGACGUUCUAGACGAACUCAAGACUGGUCUCAAGGAGCGGGUAAGUCAGGGGAGUAGUGUGAAGCACAAUGACUACUUCACGCCACUUCUUCAACAAAACAAAUCAGUUUACAGCGAGGAUUUCCUGUUCUCCCAGCUCACUGCAAUUGUGAUUCCUUUAGAAGCAGUCGCCAGUCUCAUGCAGUCCAUCGUAACCUGUCUUGGUCUACACCAGGAUAUAUUGAAGAAGGUCCAAGCCGAGAUUAGGACAAACUUCGCUACUUGGGAAGACCUUGAGGAAGCUGAUGUACUUCAAGGUCUUCCAUGGCUGAGUGCUGUGGUCAAUGAAUCUCUGCGAUUUCAUACUAUCGCAACAUUUCCGCAGCCUCGUGUAAGCCCUGGUGGCGUUAUUGGUGGGUAUUACAUACCGAAAGGCUGUCGAGUUCAAUCAUCUACUUUCUCCAUGUUCCGAAGUGAACGGUACUUUAAAAAAGCGCGGGAGUAUCAUCCAGAGAGGUGGUUGCCACCCUCGCAUGCUGACUACGAUAAUAUUUUUGACAAUGACAACCGUGCUGUCUUUCAACCUUUUAGCAUGGGUCCACGGAAAUGUCUGGGAUUUGUCACAGCAGAUCGACAAGCUCGUGCCGUUAUCUCUAAACUCCUUUGGAAAUUCGAUUGGGAGAUUGGGAAUGCUUCAGACCUCGAUUGGGAACGUGACAUGAAAGUAUAUCAGGUCACUGUUAGACCAACGGUUUUGGUGAAGUUCAAGCCAUGCCGACACCAGGAUUGAUCUGUUAGUGUGAAGGAUACAUCCUCAUGGCCGUGGUAAGUACUAUUGCGCAAGACGACGAUUUAGAUAGCUACUUCAUUCAGAUGCGUUCAUCCUACUAGCAGGUACUCACGUCUGUUGGACAUUCGAAAUGGAGCUAGUAGUCACAUGGCAAAUUCAGACAUAUCAAAGGAUUGCGCUUAAAUCGCUCAGACUACAUUUCCAAGUAACUGUUCAUUCUUGGGCAGCUAUAGGU
Molecule: messenger RNA, 1821 nt
Organism: Pseudovirgaria hyperparasitica
Lineage: Eukaryota; Fungi; Ascomycota; Dothideomycetes; Acrospermales; Acrospermaceae
Product: cytochrome P450
Exons: 9
Coding region: 54-1586 (510 amino acids)
Molecular function (GO): iron ion binding; oxidoreductase activity, acting on paired donors, with incorporation or reduction of molecular oxygen; monooxygenase activity
Source: RefSeq, a predicted model, not a curated record